This is a messenger RNA of Ricinus communis (castor bean), 2516 nucleotides long. RefSeq names its product very-long-chain aldehyde decarbonylase CER3. The record is from RefSeq and is a predicted model, not a curated record. Gene Ontology annotation, molecular function: oxidoreductase activity; iron ion binding. The transcript is spliced from 11 exons. Bases 418 to 2328 code for a protein of 636 amino acids. Lineage: Eukaryota; Viridiplantae; Streptophyta; Magnoliopsida; Malpighiales; Euphorbiaceae. Gene Ontology annotation, biological process: lipid biosynthetic process.
UUUUCUGUUAACUAUAUAAGUAGGUGUCUUGUGGUCUGUUUCUAGUUGAGUCUUGAAGAGCAAAUACUUUAGGAGAGAGAGAGAGAAAGAAAGAAAGAAAGAAAGAAAGGAAACCUCACUUGCUUUGCGUACUCGGUGUUUUUCUUUUCAAAAACUGUCUUUCCCCCUUGGCCGUUGCGUUUGCUCCUUCAAGUCUAGUUUUGAUAUUUUAGGCUUCUUGCUUUUGCCCUUUAGAUUCUUUUCAGGUUUAGCAUACUCUAUUGGGUCACUGAAAUCAGUGCAUUUCUCCCUUUGUUUUUGUUUAAUUACAAGAGAAACAUUACAAUACCAAAAGAGUUAUACUAGUUAAGAAACCCAACAAGGCAAAGCAAACUGAAAAGUAAAGGAAACAAUUCUUGAGAAUUUGUCAUUUUUACUAUGGGGAAGACGGUUGCUCCCUUCUCAAGUUGGGCCUGGGAGAACUUCGGCUUAUUCAAGUAUCUGCUAUAUGGACCCCUCCUUGCAAAAGUGAUACACACACAAACUCAGGAGUUGAGGUUGAAGGAUGAUUGGUUUCUUCAUAUUCUGAUCAUCUCUUUUCUUCGAUCAUUGGUUUAUUUGUUGUGGAGUUGUUUCGUUAGCAUGCUUUUCUUGACAUAUAAUCGUCGCAUAAACAAACAAGGCUAUGAUUUUAAGCAGAUUGACAGAGAAUGGAAUUGGGAUAAUUUCGUACUUCUUCAAGCUCUAAUUGGAUCCAUGGCAUGUUACAUGUUCCCAUCCUUGAUUGAAAAUGUCCCUCUUUGGAACACAAAAGGGUUAAUCGCCAUGCUAAUGCUCCAUGUUCUAAUCUCAGAGCCUGUGUACUACUGGGUACACAGAUACUUCCAUGGAAGUUAUCUCUUUCCACAUUAUCAUUCAAUCCACCAUUCAUCUCCUGUACUCCAUCCCUUUACAGGUGCCCAUGCAUCAUUCUUGGAGCAUCUUAUACUAGCCACAGUUAUUGGAAUUCCAAUAAUUGGAUCUCUAAUCAUGGGAUAUGGAUCAAUCGUCAUGAUUUAUGCUUAUGUUUGGGCAUUUGAUUUCCUCAGAUGCUUGGGACAUUCCAAUGUUGAAAUUGUCCCUCAUCAAUUGUUCCAUAGUCUUCCAUUUCUCAGAUAUCUUUUCUACACACCAUCGUAUCAUAGCCUGCAUCACACAGAGAUGGGCACCAACUUCUGCCUCUUCAUGCCCUUGUUUGAUGCGAUAUGGAACACUCUUAAUCGCAAAUCUUGGGAACUGCACAGAGAAAUGAGUACCAAUGCAGCAGACAAGGGCAGGGUACCGGAUUUCGUGUUCUUAGCUCAUGUAGUAGAUAUUUCUUCUGCAAUGCAUGCACCAUUUGUUAACAGAGCGGUGGCCUCGAACGCAUUCACGCCCUGGAACAUUAUGUUGCCUGGCUGGCCUGUGGCUUUCCUUGUUAUGCUAAUCAUGUGGGCUAAGGCUAAGAUCUUCCUUGUCUCCUUCUACAAUUUGAGAGGCAGACUGCACGCCACAUGGGCUGUGCCUAGGUUCGGGUUUCAGUAUUUCCUGCCAUUUGCUCAAGAGGGUAUUAAUAACCAUAUAGAAGAUGCCAUCCUGAGGGCUGAUAGAGAAGGGGUCAAAGUCAUUAGCCUUGCUGCACUGAACAAGAAUGAAGCUCUGAAUGGGGGUGGAACACUGUUUGUGAACAAGCACCCAGACCUUAGAGUUCGAGUGGUCCAUGGAAAUACCUUAACUGCUGCAGUUAUUCUAAAUGAAAUUUCCAAGGAGGUAACAGAAGUAUUUCUAACAGGAGCUACUUCAAAACUUGGUAGAGCCAUUGCCCUUUAUCUUUGCCGAAGGAAAGUUAGAGUCCUUAUGUUGACUUUAUCAACUGAGAGAUUCCAGAAAAUUCAGAAGGAAGCUCCUUUGGAUUGUCAAAGCUACCUUGUCCAAGUCACCAAGUACCAGGCAGCCCAAAACUGCAAGACAUGGAUCGUUGGCAAGUGGAUAACACCAAGAGAGCAAAGUUGGGCUCCAAAAGGAGCCCAUUUCCAUCAAUUUGUUGUCCCACCGAUAUUGUCAUUCAGAAGAGACUGCACUUAUGGUGAUCUUGCUGCCAUGAGACUGCCUGAUGAUGUUCAAGGGCUUGGAAGUUGUGAGUAUACAAUGGACAGAGGAGUAGUUCAUGCCUGUCAUGCAGGUGGAGUGGUACACUUGCUAGAAGGAUGGAGCCACCAUGAAGUUGGAGCAAUUGAUGUUGACCGGAUUGACCUGGUCUGGAAUGCUGCAUUGAAGCAUGGAUUAAAGCCUGUAUCAAAUGUUAUCAACCAAAAACUAAAUGUGAAAUGAACGAAGAAAGAAAUUUAUUAGUUGUAACAAAGAAAAGAAGAAGCCCUAUCUUUGUUUUGUUCUUUUAUGUAAAAUGGAACAAAAAGAGUAAAUGGGGUGAAUUAAGUUGCAAUUCAAACAUGGCUAUCAUAUGUACUUUCUUGAUUUGAUUUAUACAUUAAUGAAGAAAAGUUACCAUUCUAUUUUUA